Messenger RNA from Coregonus sp. 'balchen', 12570 nucleotides. The record is from the annotation of a GenBank genome assembly. NCBI's taxonomy places the organism in Eukaryota, Metazoa, Chordata, Actinopteri, Salmoniformes, Salmonidae.
GGACGCAGAGCUUCGAGCUGGGACUGGUUCUUUCGCAGCCAUUUUCUGUCCAACCACACGGCCGUUUUGAGAAGCUAACCAACCAGGGCUGUAUCGGAGGUUUGUGCCUGGCUCUGGCCAAUGAUUGCUAUCCGAUUUCUCUUUACCUCGAAUCGAAAUCUCCGUGUUUGACUGUUUCUCUUUAUUUGAUGGUGGCGUGAGAGGGAAUUAGCGGCGGGAAAGUAGAAAUUAAGACUUCGAGUUGAGGAAUUCUAGGACCCGCUAGUAAAUGGUCUCUCACUCACACAUCAGGCCCUCCACAAAGACUUUAGCCCUAAAAUGUUAACGUUAAGUAUCUGUCAAAUGUAACAGGCUAAUUGGCUAUGUUUGGUAUGGUGCUCAAUAAGUCAGACUGGUGGUCGACGGGAUGUCUUGAAUUUUGUGUAAACAUGACGAAUUUGCGAAAUCGUGAGUUACUCAUCGAUUCAAUGGGCAUAAAUUGUGGCUUUUUGCUUUGCCUUUGUAUGUGUAAGUUAGCUAGCUAAUAAGGUUAAUAGCUAGCAUUAGGUAGCGCACAUUGCUACUGCUAACUACUGUAGCUUGUUAGCAUAGCUAAAGUUGUGUCCGGGUUUUCGUCUAACUAGCUACUUUAGCUAUUUCGUCUUAGGUGAAAAUACAAACUGUCCUCCCCCCGCGUCUUUGCCUCGACCUCAAAGCCGUCUCUGGGUACAACUUUAGCCAGUUAUGUUAGCUAGUAGUACUAACUAGCCAAUUGGCUAGCUAACGUUAGCUAUUUUGUUUGCCCGCUGGCUAGUGGUCAGGCAGCGCGGGAACAAAGGGAAUGUUGCAGGUAGCUAGAAAAAGCCAGAGCAGAGCCAUGCCUAUGUAAAACCUAACUGGGUAACAAUCUGCUCAUCGAUUCAUGACCAUCCACGCCUGAGCUAGUAACAAAUCAUCCAUGCGCAUGUAGUUUUUAUGCAACUGUUUGUAUGGUAGAUUCAGGCCAGUAGUUAUGGCUAAUGACAUGUACGCCGAUUUACAGCCUCGGCUAGACAGCUACAACAACCUGUGUUCAGUUUUCGAUUGACUAUUUGGAUAGUUCAUCCAGCCAGUGAUUAGUUAAUGUAGCUAAAACAGAAACAGUUUAGCAUACAGUCAACCCUAAUGUUUUUCUUAAAUCAUGCCCUAAUAGGAACUGGGUUAUAACUUCUGUCUUUGUUUACAGAUGGAUGGAGACGGUUCAACGACAGACGCCUCUCAGUUGGGCAUGCCAGGGGAGUACAUGGCAGGAAGCCACUAUGUACUCCAGUCACAGGAUGGUAGGUGGUGGAACUCUCCUCACAGACCAAGCGCCAUAAUCAGCAGCACCCUCUUCUCUAGCAGUUUGUCAACUCCAUCAUGUACAUCACAUUAAUGGAAUUUAGUGGAGACGAGUAUGUGGACUGUAUCUCCAACUACAUUGAGUCGUUGUCAGGCUAUACUUCUAAAAAUUGAAAUUUUUAAACCCCUACCAUGUACCACAGGAUGUUGGUGGCACCUUAAUUGGGGAGGACGAGCUCGUGGUAAUGGCUGGAGCGGAAUCAGUGGAAUGGUAUCAAAUACAUCAAACAUGGUUUGAUGCCAUUCCCUUUACUCCGUUCCAUGCCGUUACUAUGAGCCUUCCUCCACUGCCGUGUUCCUUUGUUUGUCGGCUGUGUGCCUUUUUUUGUCCUCUGUUUGCUGGAAUCCUAUACUUUUUAAUAAAACGUCAAUCAAAUACAACCACCGACUGUUUCCUCGUAUCGCUGACAACGACUCAAUGUUGUCGGAGGUACACUCCGCCCACAGUCGUCACAACCCAACCGAGAAGUAUUUAUUUAUUUAUUUUUAGUCACUUAGCAGACGCUCUUAUCCAGAGCGACUUACAGGAGCAAUUAGGGCUCAAGGGCACAUCGACAGAUUUUUCACCUAGUCGGCUCGGUGAUUAGAACCAGCGACCUUUCGGUUACCGGCACUACGCUCUUGACCACUAAGCUACCUACGUUGAGUUGAGAAACCCAGCUACCUCUUCUCUGACAUGCACAUUCCCCUUUUCAGAAUAAAAUGGGUGCCCAAUGAUACAGGACACAAUCAGAGGACCCCUAUAUAAAGAUACGGACAUGGGCACUCCCACCUUUCAAAUGCCCAAAGGUGCUUCACAAAUAAUGAUGCUUACAUAAUGUAGUAAUUCUAAAUGACAAGGUUUGACAUGGACCAAGUCACAUGUAGAUUUGACCUCGGACUAACCUUGCUUGGUGAAUAGAAGUAGGGAAGUUUUGUGUAGGCCAAAAUGUGGUGUUGAAUAGGAAUGUAACAUGCCCCUCUCCCUGACACAGAUGACUGUGAUGAGAGCCUGCAUGACCAUGAGGAAGGCAACGGCAGCAAGGAAAACUUCCGUGAGCAGGACAUCUACCUCCCCAUCGCUAACGUGGCUCGCAUCAUGAAGAACGCCGUCCCACAGACAGGAAAGGUGUGGAGCAUGACUCUUAGAAGUUAUUUGCUUUGCUUGUUUUUUGCUUUUUAUUUAUUUGCUUUUAACAGGUAUUUGGAUUCUGUGAGGUCCAUAAAUCUACACAAAUCAAGAUUGAAACAGCGACAAAGCCAGAUACGUAAACCACAGAAUCAUCUAGGGCUGCCAACACACCUAAAUUACUAUUAGGGAUGCACAUUUCUUAUAAUUUUGCUGCCGACUGACCCUCAUUAAAUGGUAAAAAAAAAUCCUGACAGUAAAAUUACGUGACGUGAUUUUGCAGGUUUUUUGAAACAUCACAGUACAGUUAAAAUAUAUGGCAAAUAGAAAUCCAAUAUGGAUGGUGAUAAGAGAUAGAUGGGAGGUGUUGAAUGGAGCUGAAGGAUGGGAAUAAUAACAACUAACAACAACUAAUAACAACAACAUAACUAAUGUAAAGCAUACUGUGUCUAUAAUAAGUAUAUUUGGUUAUAGGUUGAGAGCUUUUGUGAAAGAGCACAGUUAGAAAGAUUUGGCAUAUACAGUGGGGAGAACAAGUAUUUGAUACACUGCCGAUUUUGCAGGUUUUCCUACUUUCAAAGCAUGUAGAUGUCUGUAAUUAUUAUCAUAGGUACACUUCAACUGUGAGAGAUGGAAUCUAAAACAAAAAUCCAGAAAAUCACAUUGUAUGAUUUUUAAGUAAUUAAUUUGCAUUUUAUUGCAUGACAUAAGUAUUUGAUACAUCAGAAAAGCAGAACUUAAUAUUUGGUACAGAAACCUUUGUUUUCAAUUACAGAGAUCAUACGUUUCCUGUAGGUCUUGACCAGGUUUGCACACACUGCAGCAGGGAUUUUGGCCCACUCCUCCAUACAGACCUUCUCCAGAUCCUUCAGGUUUCGGGGCUGUCGCUGGGCAAUACGGACUUUCAGCUCCCUCCAAAGAUUUUCUAUUGGGUUCAGGUCUGGAGACUGGCUAGGCCACUCCAGGACCUUGAGAUGCUUCUUACGGAGCCACUCCUUAGUUGCCCUGGCUGUGUGUUUCGGGUCGUUGUCAUGUUGGAAGAGCCAGCCACGACCCAUCUUCAAUGCUCUUACUGAGGGAAGGAGGUUGUUGGCCAAGAUCUCGCGAUACAUGGGCCCCAUCCAUCCUCCCCUCAAUACGGUGCAGUCGUCCUGUCCCCUUUGCAGAAAAGCAUCCCCAAAGAAUGAUGUUUCCACCGCCAUGCUUCACGGUUGGGAUGGUGUUCUUCGGGUUGUACUCAUCCUUCUUCUUCCUCCAAACACGGCGAGUGGAGUUUAGACCAAAAAGCUAUAUUUUUGUCUCAUCAGACCACAUGACCUUCUCCCAUUCCUCCUCUGGAUCAUCCAGAUGGUCAUUGGCAAACUUCAGACAGGCCUGGACAUGCGCUGGCUUGAGCAGGGGGACCUUGCGUGCGCUGCAGGAUUUUAAUCCAUGACGGCGUAGUGUGUUACUAAUGGUUUUCUUUGAGACUGUGGUCCCAGCUCUCUUCAGGUCAUUUACCAGGUCCUGCCGUGUAGUUCUGGGCUGAUCCCUCACCUUCCUCAUGAUUAUUGAUGCCCCACGAGGUGAGAUCUUGCAUGUAGCCCCAGACCGAGGGUGAUUGACCAUCAUCUUGAACUUCUUCCAUUUUCUAAUAAUUGCACCAACAGUUGUUGCCUUCUCACCAAGCUGCUUGCCUAUUGUUCUGUAGCCCAUCCCAGCCUUGUGCAGGUCUACAAUUGUAUCCCUGAUGUCCUUACACAGCUCUCUGGUCUUGGCCUUUGUGGAGAGGUUGGAGUCUGUUUGAUUGAGUGUGUGGACAGGUGUCUUUUAUACAGGUAAGGAGUUCAAACAGGUGCAGUUAAUACAGGUAAUGAGUGGAGAACAGGAGGGCUUCUUAAAGAAAAACUAACAGGUCUGUGAGAACCGGAAUUCUUACUGGUUGGUAGGUGAUCAAAUACUUAUGUCAUGCAAUAAAAUGCAAAUUAAUUACUUAAAAAUCAUACAAUGUGAUUUUCUGGAUUUUUGUUUUAGAUUCCGUCUUUCACAGUUGAAGUUUACCUAUGAUAAAAAUUACAGACCUCUACAUGCUUUGUAAGUAGGAAAACCUACAAAAUCGGCAGUGUAUCAAAUACUUGUUCUCCCCACUGUAUAUCGAUAACGGUCACUUAUUAAAUCAUUACCUCAGUCUCAUUCUGAACGUCGCGUAAUCCUUGCACAUGCAAGAACCCUAACCUUAUUGAUGAAUCGGCAAUAAACAAAUUGGCUUAAUUAUUUACUAACUAAAUAAUAACACAGAAUGCACACACACACACAGUAUAGGUUACUGAUUACUAACGUAAUACAAUGAAAACAGGUCCCUAGUGGACUGGACUAACAAUAGCAUGACUGCCUGGUUAGGGGAAGGAGGGGUCAAUUGAAAGAGAGUGAAAGGGAGAGACAGAGAUUCAACUUAUUGUUACAUUUGGAAACCACCGCUCAUUCGGAUAAUAAAUGCAAUGCAUAUUUACGUGUAGCUGUCCUUGAUCGUCGUCUCUCUGUUGAACCACUUUCUCAAAAAGGGUUUGAGUGUCCUAUUCCACUUCGGUGAGACUCGGCUUGUCUUCGAAUGGAGUGUUCGUUAGAAUAGAUACUUCAGAUGUACCAACGGUUGUCUGAGAGGGAUUGUCAUUCCCAACUCGUGUCUUUAGUGAAAGUUCUAGACAACUUUACAUGUACAGCUGCAGACUAAUAUGAUAAGGUCUAGUGCGUGGUCUUCUUCUCUUGUAGAGAUUGAGAGUUUUAGAGUUUCUCCAUUUCAAACGUAUGGACUACAGUCUCACGUUUUCUGGUCUGUAGAGUGUCAACCAUUUGUAACUUUCAGCUCCUGCUGCACGUCGGCUGGUCUGUAGCGGUUCAACCAUUUGUAACGUGAGCUCAUGCUUCACGCUGGCUGGUCUUUCUCAUUCAAAGUUCUAACCAUUCUAAACGUGCAGUACCCACUCACGUUUUCUGGUCUUUCUAGUCUAACCAUUUUAAGCUGUGUAGCCACAGCUCCACGCUUCCUGGUCUAAUGUUAAUUUGUCUUUCAAGUCUUUAUGCCCUCUUGGUAAAGGGGCGUUCCUACUUGCUGACACGAUCUCUGAUGGCACUUGGGGUGUGUCUACUCACUAAAUAGUUUAUAUGAAAAACUAUUAUCUCAUUAGAAGACUAAAAUCACUUUCAUAUCUUCACCAAAAUUAUUUUAUCAUAUAUUUUAUACAACAUUUAGAUGUAAACUUGAUAAAUAGAAUAUGUACACUUUCCGAGUUAGUUAUUUCUUGAUAGCAUCCUUAAUGACAUCACAAAAUAAUAAACAAUAUGACAAUGUUCCAAUCUUUUGACGUUAGAAAUUUUAGGCGGCAAGAGUCUCUGUAACAAAGAGAUUUCUUUCUUCCCAUACUAGAGACCAAAAGGAGUUCUGAUCUGGCACCUUUGAUCCUCACCAAGGAGAGAGUCAUGACACUGCCUUAAGUUCACAUUGCAAAGUGGUGGGUGACGCGCUAAUAGUCAAGUGUAGGCAGGCUAUAGCCUAUGCAUUCGAAUAGCGAAUGGAAGGCGCAAUUUAAUUACGAGUUGAGAUUGAGAAAUAAAAAUAGCUCCUUUUUAAUUGUGUUUUUAUCCCCCGACUGCAUUUAGAAUUGUUAAUUGUUGCGCAAUGACUGGGCUUACAAAAGCAGGUUUCACUUCAGUAGCCCACAUGCUUUUUGAGGAGCUACUCUCAUGCUGUCUGACAGGUGGUAGGCUAUUCCGCUCCUCAAACUAGGCGCUGUAUGCUGUGCUCAUGUCAUAAAUAAAAUGCAUGACAACUAACGAAAAUACACACGUGCAAAUUUUAAUUCCACACAAUUAUGCUAAUUAACCUAUAGACCGAUAAGCAUGAUCGGUCAAAUGUAUUUUGCGGCUAACCGUUAACAUCUCUAAUUACUAUCAUAACCAAAUUGAGGCUAUGUAUUUUGAAGUGAUAGGGACUCCUCUGACCUAUGCAAUGGUAGAGGAAACACUUAGACUGAGUACACUGUUGCUGCUUUUUGACUGUUACGCCAGUGUAUACACCCUUAUGUUAUACUAGGGAAAUUGUGUUUCCAAAGCUAGGGCUGACAGUGAGGACUUGUGAAGAACGGAAUCAACAACCUCUGCAUAAUCAAAACAGUUGCUUUUUGAGAAGGCGUUAGUUCACAGUUAGCCAUUGUUAUGUAAAUGACAGCUGAUGGAAACAGAAAAGUCUGAGCCUUUUGGGUAAAACACUGGGGUAAAUGCUCUAUGGAAAUGCGCCAUUUUGUUAAGCACAGAAGCGCCUUUCAGGUCACCCAAGGACACACUGCAUUUGUAUCUUUCAAGACUAAAUAUUCGCCAGUGUUGAUGUAUUUCUCCUCUGCCUUAGCCCAAACAAAGGGUUUGUUAUUGCUGUGUUCAUUUCUUGGCCGUCAACUAGUUACACUGAUAAUACUUGCCCUUCCAGUUACUGUGGAUUCUACUUUAUACUCCCUAGUUCCAGGUGGUAAAUAUCUCAAAGGUUCAGUGUUUUCCCACCCAAAGCACGGCUUCGAUGCCUGAUAAAUUACACAGGUCAGGUUGACCGGGCCAUCAGUUUUUUUUGUUUUUUACCAAAUCCAUCAACAACACCUCAGAUGUGAACACUGAGUUUGAUUUCCCAGACACACUUUCUGGAGAUUCUCCAAUGACCAUGCUUUUUAGUUCAGGACUAGGCUUAAUCUGUGUCCAGGAAACUGGCCCUAAAUGUAGUUUCCACAUCAACCUUUGGCUGCAUGUUGACCUAGAUCCCCCUUCCACUAUUAAUUCUGUCCAGAUAGCGAAAGAUGCCAAGGAGUGUGUUCAGGAGUGUGUGAGCGAGUUCAUCAGCUUCAUCACGUCGGAGGCCAGCGAGCGCUGUCACCAAGAGAAAAGGAAGACCAUCAACGGAGAGGACAUCUUGUUUGCCAUGUCCACCCUGGGCUUCGACAUGUACGUGGAGCCACUCAAACUCUACCUACAGAAGUUCAGAGAGGUGAGAGGAAGUGUGUGUGUGCUAAGUGCCAUAACUCGUGCACUCUAGACUGGUGUGUAUGAGUUCUUAUGCUAUUCGCUAUCCAUGGGCCUUGGCUCAAACACAAAGGGCUUGUUAUUGCUAUGUCCCUUUUUAGACAUCACACCAUUGAUGCUGUGGAAAUACAGCUCAAUUCAUAACACUAACAAAUUCUCAAUGUGUGUGUCACUCUCUAUCCCAUAGGCGAUGAAAGGGGAGAAGGGAAUCGGCGGCAUAUCUGUAACAGAGGGACUCGGAGAAGAACUCACAGACGACAGCUUCGGUAAGUGGGGUUUCAAUCCCAAUAGAAAUCAUUCAUAUUUGCUGUUAUCCUCCAACACUGUUACAAACUCAAGGAUUAGGUGCUGUAUGCAUAAAUGUAUUCCUUUGUUAUUCAUGUGACAGGGUCAUCAGCUAGUUUAUGGUCUAGCUGCCAUGAUGGCCUUAUUUACUGCAGUUCUCCCCCCUGGGCCCAGGCAAUUUCCUCCCCUGAAGAUUGUUAGCUUCUGAACAAACAGAGUAAAAACUCACGGACGACUAGGAAAAAGCUCAAACCAAGUUUAUUCAACCACUGGGUCAUACAGCUGCAAAGACAACAUACAAGUCACACAAACACAUCUUUAUACCUUCCAACUAGGCGGAGUCACCUCCUUGCAUGUCUAAGAGAACCAAUCCUUCUUUGCUGUGUUUGCUGUUAGAAACACAGUAGGUUCCUCUUACUGGUAUUGUCAUGGCCCUGCCUAACUCUAGGACCCUCAUGGGCGUGGAAGUGAGUAUAUAUGUGUGCGAUAGGACUAAUCAGAUGUUCUUCGAUAUGGGCCCCUGUGGCCCCCCUUCCAGCAGUAUCUUCUCUCUUCAACUGUUGAUCUUGUCUCGAGUUGAGUUCCACAUCCCUCAUGGUCCUGGUUCCGCAGCAACUGGCCUGCCUUAUCAAGAACUGAAACUAGACUGUUGCCCUUUGCCUCCCUCCUUAGGAACAUUCAUAUUCAACAAUAAUACAGUGCAUUCGGAAAGGAUUCUGCCCCUUCCCCUUUUCCACAUUUUAUUACUUUUGUUGUAAUAAGCUUGAAAUACUUGAUAGACUGAUCAUGUCUUUGUCAGUGGGCAAACGUACAAAUUCAGCAGGGGAUCAAAUACUUUUUUCCCCCACUGUAUAUGGUGGGGUCAAUGGAGUGUGGAUAAGAACUAGGGUUAUGGAAGUUACUGAGUGAGGAAAAAGGCAAUCACUUGGUUGCGGUCACUGAUAAGGUUGGAUACCCAUGGAUAAGGGAAGAGUGAGGAAUGUGAAAUUUUUUGCACAUUUAUACAAAAAAUUAAAACGAUGCCUUAUUUACAUAAGUAUUCAGACCCUUUGCUAUGAGACUCGAAAUUGAGCUCAGGUGCAUCCUGUUGCCAUUGAUCAUCCUUGAGAUGUUUCUACAACUUGAUUGGAGUCCACCUGUGGUAAAUUCAAUUGAUUGGACAUGAUUUGGAAAGGCACACACCUGUCUAUAUAAGGUCCCACAGUUGACAGUGCAUGUCAGAGCAAAAACCAACCCAUGGGGUCGAAGGAAUUGUCCGUAGAGCUCCGAUACUGGAUUGUGUUGAGGCACAGAUCUGGGGAAGGGUACCAAAACAUUUCUGCAGCAUUGAAGGUCCCCAAGAACACAGUGGCCUCCAUCAUUCUUAAAUGUAAGAAGUUUGGAACCACCAAGACUCUUCCUAGAGUUGGCUGGCCGGGCAAACUGAGCAAUCCGGGGAGAAGGGCCUUGGUCAGGGAGGUGACCAAGAUCCCGAUGAUCACUCUGACAGAGCUCCAGAGUUCCUCUGUGGAGAUGGAGAACCUUCCAGAAGGACAACCAUCUCUGCAGCACUUCACCAAUCAGGCCAUUAUGGUAGAGUGGCCAGAUGGAAGCCAAUCCUCAGUAAAAGGCUCAUGACAGCCUGCUUGGAGUUUUCCAAAAGGCACAUAAAGGACUCUCAGACCAACAUGUCUCUGGUCUGAUGAAACCAAGAUUGAACUCUUUUGCCUGAAUGCCAAGCGUCACGUCUGGAGGAAACCUGGCACCAUCCCUACGGUGAAGCAUGGUGGUGGCAGCAUCACGCUGUGGGGAUGUUUUUCAGCGGCAGGGACUGGGAGACUAGUCAGAAUCGAGGGAAAGGUGAACGGAGCAAAGUACAUUGAGAUCCUUGAUGAAAACCUGCUCCAGAGCGCUCAGGACCUCAGACUGGGGCGACAGUUCACCUUCCAACAGGACAACAACCCUAAGCACACAACCAAGACCACGCAGGAGUGGCUUCGGGACAAGUCUCUGAAUGUCCUUGAGUUGCCCAGCCAGAGCCUGGACUUGAACCCGAUCGAAUAUCUCUGGAGAGACCUGAAAAUAGCUGCGCAGCGACGCUCCCCAUCCAACUUGACAGAGCUUGAGAGGAUCUGCAGAAAAGAAUGGGAGAAACUCCCCAAAUACAUGUGUGCCAAGCUUGUAGCGUCAUAUCCAAGAAGACUCGAGGCUGUAAUCGCUGCCAAAGGUGCUUCAACAAAGUACUGAGUAAAGGGUCUGAAUAAAUGUGAUAUUUCAUUUUUUUAAAUAAAUUUGCAAAAAUUUCUGAAAGUCCGUUUUUGCUUUGUCGUUAUGGGGUAUGGCUGUAGAUUGAGGGGGGGGGAAACAAUUUAAUCCAUUUUAGAAUCAGGCUGUAACAUAACAAAGUGGGAAAAGUCAAGGGUUCUGAAUGCACUGUAUAUUUGAACAGAAUAUGAACUUUCUGCACUUUCCCUUUUCUCACUCAGUAACUUUCCGUAUCACUCAGUAACUUUCACACACCAAGUUCCUUUUUACCCUUUCCUUGACCCUUGACAUAUACAUUUCUUAUACAUGUAAAGUACUGAAUAAAUUCUGUUAUGAUAACAUUAAUACGUUUAUUUCAAGCUAGAAUCCAACAGUACACUCUAUGUUUAAAAUGUAUUUCAUUAAUUUCUAACAGUGGGUGACAGUGAGUGACAGACCAUUGCUUCAUGGAAAUUGUGACUGCGUAAUCUGAAGUAUAAAUCUGUUUCCUUUUGCAGCGAACCAGUUGCCUGCUGGAAUAAUAACUGCUGAUGGACAACAACAGAAUGUCAUGGUUUACACCACCUCGUACCAACAGGUAAGGGUGCUCCUGAGUUUACUCUCCACGCUGCAAGUACUCAUUAAGACAACACGUGAGAGUGAUGAGUUGCACCAUCAGUCGGGGCGCUGGUUGCAGUGGCACAGGCAUCCCGUCCCGCACCUCUCUGGGGACACAACCAUGUGCACAGGGGCCAUCUGACUCACCCCCCCACCACCACCACAAGUACACACAACUGUGCACCCCGGAACAUGUUAAUCCAUGAAUAAUGAAUAUAUCGUAUCAUAAACGUCUGAGAGUAACCAUGGCUUGCAGCUGACCAUAAAGAAGUGAGAAACAAAGAUCUCUACAUGUUAGUUCUGCUCUGUCUCUGGGUGGCGGGUAGCCUGCUCCCCGGGCGCCGAUGACGUGGAUGUUGAUUAAGGCAGCCCCCCUGACCUCUCUGAGGGGUUGGGUGAAAUGCGGAAAGAAACAUUUUGGUUGAAUGCAUUCAGUUGUGCAACUGACUAGGUAUCCCCUUUUCCCUUUUCCAGAUUCCCGGAGUGCAGCAGAUCCAGUUCUCUUGAGGAGGUUCCGGAAUUCCCCAUUUGUAUUUGGAACACGUUUGAAAUGGGUUAGAGAUUACAGCAUAACUGAACACUCAGGUCAAAAGAUGGUGGUGGGAAGAUGGAAAGAGAGGGGAGCGGAUGCAGAACUUGCAGAGGGGGGUUUGGAUCAGAAUCGGAUGUAUGUUCUGGUCACGAUAAAGAACCAGACUGGAGCCGAUCUGGACACAGUUAUUUGGCUGUUUUUGUUUAUUGAAGAUUUUCAGAGUCACUUUAUUUGGAUAGUCUGGAUUUUCCAUCUGCAUAUGCUCUACAGCAGGGAAGGCAUUUGAAAUUAUUUCACUCUUCAAAUAAUAUCCAGAUUAUUUCGGAUAUCCGGAUAGUGUAAAAUAAAUGUUUUGAAAGAGAAAAAUAUAUAUUUUAAAACUUCAAUGGAGACUUGAUCGCGCGAGAGAGAGAGACGGUGGGGAAGGCGAGAGGGGAGCAGUGGCCGGUGUGUGUGGCACGGAGGGAGAGAGAGUAGACAAACUUGUUGCUGCCAUAGGUUAUCUGUCAUACCAUUUGGUAGUGCCUGUCUUUUGACUGCAUCAAGUCGAUGUAAAGAAGCUAGCUAGGUAAAGUAGCAAGGCUAAUUUAGGUUAUUUUGCUGCGCUUCCUGUCUUUAUCUACAACAACUCCAUUCAGAUUAAACAGCCUACCUGAUGGUUGAUCAUUGCAGCCGACUCCUCAUUUAGCCAACUUAAUUCCAUAAUUGUAAUUCCGUUUUGCAUUGAUUAUAAAUCAAUGCCUCUGACUGUAGCCGUUUUGAUUGACCAACAAUAACAACAAGCUACAUGUUGGCUACCGGUGCGUCUUUUAUGGGGCGCACUAUUAACUGUCAACUUUUUAUUACAUUUGAAUGUAAUGUAGGCUAUGUAGCAAUGUCACAUAGAUAAUGUUAUUUCAUUUUAGACCAAGCCUUUCAAAAACAUUUUCUUUCCCCAUCCCUACUCUACAGAUGGUCAUACUAUCAACAAACUUGGUUGAUAAGGAACAGCUUGCUAAGGUUAAGGUUAGGUUUAGACUAAGGUAAGGAUUAAGAUUAGUAGAUAGUUAGUAGAAAUGUUACUGAUAGUCUGUAGACCAUCUACAGAUGGACUAUCCAAAUAAAGUGUUACCCUUUCCCCCCCCCCUCCAUGUUGUCUAUCACUUUUUUUGAGUUAUUUGUGUUUAUGGGGGGGAAGGAAUGGGGGGUAUUAACAUAAAUUGAAAUGUCUGUCUAGUGAAUUGGUGACUUCUCUGACGACCUUGUAAAGCAAUAAAAACAAAAGUAGUUGAAUGUUGACUUCUGCACUCAACUCCAUUGUGAACAAUUGUAAGUGAAAUUAUUUAAGAUUAGAAUCAUGUAACUAUUUUAUCAUUUCUGUAAAGUUAUUCUAAUGUUGGUCCUUUUAAUAAAAAUGUAAGCGUGA